AGCGCUCGUUCCCGCGUCGUCGUCUCCCACUACGUGGUUUUUUUCUACCCCUAUGUGUGUUUUUCUUGUGCAAGGUUUGAGCUCUGGACACAAGUGCAACUGAUCGAUCCAUCCAUAGCCACAUUUCCUGCUAUCUCCCCCGCAGGUAUGCACCUCCCUCCCUGCUUUCUCAUUCCUGGCUGCGCUGGUGACGAUUCCGCGAUUCGCCUCCGUUUGGAUCCUCGUCUGCAGUUUGGUUGUUUCUGGUGGAAUGAGCGUGUCGGGAAUGUGAUUCUAUCUUCGCGUCGGCUUCUGUUCCACAGCCCGUCUCCGUGCCAACCUGGACAUUUCUAUGCUCGGUUUGGAUGGCGUGGCCCGCGUGAAGUCCUGACCUUUUUCUGCGCGAUGAUGGAAUUGCUGCAGUAUUGUGACAGCAGUCGAUUCUCCAGCUUCGUAUAAAUAAAUAUUGCCAUCGUUUAACCGCACGUGUGUCGUGACGGCGAUCGUGAGGUCUAGGAGGGAACAUGGUGUCGCCUGUAGAGUCCUCGGAAGUCGUCAGCCCUUUACUGUCCACGUUUGGAUUUUAUUUGUUUUCCUCUUUUCUACGGUUGUUCCCUUCCAGUGCAGGAUUUGCCUGACUAGUAUUUGUUCAUGACUCCUUUUCAUCCAUAACGAAUCGCCGCACGAGUAUGCAAAUGCUGAUUCGGGUUGAACUCAGUGGCAUUCGACUGCGCAAGAACUCGCGACCGCUCACCAUCUCAGACGCCAGGAGCUUGCGCACAGGGACGUGAGCAAUACCUGUAGUCCUACGGGCACGACAUGGUCGGAGGCAGAUAAAUGAGUCCCCAAGACCUCUGGCCUUCUCACCAUGGAAAUGCAGGUGGUCGUUGUUGAGGUGCUGUUCGGUCCAGUCCCCUGGGCAUUCGGGUGGACAACUCUGACUUUGUCCUUGGUGAUCCUGGUCGCAGCUGUAAUCUGACAGACGCUCGAAGCUUUCGGCAUGGGUCUUGAGGGAGCUCUCUCGCUCAGCACGUCAGCAGGUCGUCCCGAGGUCGCAACAGGUCGUCCCGACCACAUUUGCAUAUGGACGCCUGAAGGCGUUAGAAGGCUGCUUGGCAAGAACCGCGUGCGGAUGAGUCGCGGCUGGAAGGUGCGAGAUAUGGUGAGAGCUGUGCGAUGCGAGAGUUGUUCCCCUGAACAAGGCGAUGACGAACCGAUUUCAGUGCUCCGUCCCGAUCAAGGCACAACAACAAGCUUUCUCAGUAACAGCCUUACGCGUGGUGUGAAUGGCAUCUCACGCACUGCCGCCAACGCACCUGUGCAAGAGGAUCGGGAGAACGGUCCGGGCGCGGCCUUAUCUACCGAUAUUUUGCGGUAUCGCAGCGUCCGAUCUGGCGCUUCGAUCGCUUUGCGAGCGCUUGAUGUGUAUCUGCUUCUGGCGUCGAGUAUCUGCGACGAAGUGGACAAUGCGUUUAGGACGCCAUGCUCCAGGAAGCCAUUGCGUUUGUCCACAACGUCGUGGGAGCUGUUGGAGUGAGCGAGCGAGCGAGCGAGUGGCGAGCCGGUUGAGGAUGAGAUUGUCAGUCGAGGGCUUUGCUAGGAGAGGGGACCGACGGGAGCUUGAUCAGCUGAUUGAUUUUGUGAUAAUUUGCGAGCGCUAAAUCGCUCGUGAGAAUGCAUUCGGACGAAGUAGAUAUGUAUCUCGGAGGCGAUGGCAUGUUGUGCAGAAUGCACUUCACGCCUGGCAAGGGCGAUUUUCCUGUUCGCAAUAUCGCUCCAGUUUGCCGAAGUUAGUGGCGAAUUCGAAUGUUGUGAAAACAAAUGACUUUUGUUAACGUGGAAUGGAUUUCCAAGCUGACAUUUAGUCGUCUACA
Physcomitrium patens is the source of this 1853-nucleotide messenger RNA. The record is from RefSeq and is a predicted model, not a curated record. NCBI's taxonomy places the organism in Eukaryota, Viridiplantae, Streptophyta, Bryopsida, Funariales, Funariaceae.